UCAUCUUACACACCAGAUGUUUUCUAUAGUUGCACAUAAUGCAAAUGGCAUAUUUUCUCAAUUUUGCUCGUCAUUAAAUAAUUGGGGAUAUUCUUCGUAUGCACCGGUCGGUGGUUUACGAGUGCGAACAUGUGUUCAUUAAUCCAAGAUAAAACACGAGUCCGGGUCAGUUCUGUGUUGAACUCUGAUGUGAAGCAAUUUGGUAAAAGUUUCCUCUUUGAUUGUCAGGAUGAUACUUGCUGGAAUUCAAGUGAGGGAACACCACAAUGGAUUCUUGUUGAUUUAGGUACUCAAGCCGAGAUUAAAGAGAUUGCUAUCAAUUUCCAAGGUGGGUUUGCUGGAAAAGACUGCUGGAUAGAAACGUCUCCAUCUAUUAAUUCUAAUGAAUUAAAAUAUCUUUGUAAAUUUUAUCCAGAAGAUGAUUCAACACUACAAAUUUUCCCAAUCAUCGAAUCACCGACAGCACAAUUGAUUAAAAUAGUGUUUAAUACAAGUACUGACUUUUACGGCCGAAUUAUUGUCUAUAAACUGGAUAUCAUUGGAGUUACCCAACAGAAAAGUGAUUGAAAUGUUCAGAGAAAUAAAUUGACAGCUGGAUUAUAUAAACUUUUAAAAGAUAUUUAAUCUGCCAUGCAAUAUUGGUUUGACUUCAUAGAACAAGCUACCAUAUUGGCUGAAAUCAUACUGAUUCAACCAAAACUACUGACACUACGUUAUUUUUGUGUUGCAAAACAAUGUAUUUCUUCUCCAUUAGGCUUGACUUGAAAAUGCAACAUUUUCAUCUGAUUAACAAUGACUAACAACAAUUCCUAAGUAUUCUGUUAUGAGAAUUUCAAUUUCAAAUGUACCAUGGACUGAUGUGUUAGUUUAAAGCACAAAGAUCAAGAAUUUGAUUUGAAUGACCUGUCAAAUAGUUCUACCUAUGAUGUUACUAUUUCUAGUAAUGACCAGAGCAGAAACAUACAUUUCCAGACACUUUGAUGAGGACCAGAAAAACUGUACAUUUGACUGGCAAGGAACAGCCUAUCAAUGUCUCACAAAUCAUUGGUUUGUAUAGCAUUGUUUUAUACUACUUUAUAAAUUAACACUGGACUUUUAAUGAAAAUUUCAAGAAGAUUACAUGUAAAUAUUACUACAGAAGGUAAUAACAAACCUGCAUAUAUAAAGAAAAUGAAAGUAUU
Messenger RNA from Octopus sinensis (East Asian common octopus), 1181 nucleotides. Its product is annotated as nuclear receptor 2C2-associated protein. The record is from RefSeq and is a predicted model, not a curated record. The transcript is spliced from 4 exons. Lineage: Eukaryota; Metazoa; Mollusca; Cephalopoda; Octopoda; Octopodidae. The coding region runs from base 130 to 567 and encodes 145 amino acids.